CACUUCUAAUCGAGCCCAGUCUUUUGCCCAGUCUGAGAUUCAAACAUUUAGAAGCGAUCAUCCCCAGCCUCUGACUGCAACUGUUGCUGCUACGUAGCAUUAGGGGCUUGCACGUCAUCACUAGGCUCAAUUCAUUUUACUUGCCGAGAUGUCUGAAAACUUUGCUGGCGGGGUGGAGGUGUCGCCCAGCGACCUCCGCUUCCGCUUUCAGCUCAACAAGCAGCUCCUAGCUACCAUCACCGUCAACAACCCCAAUGGACAGCGCGUAGCCUUCAAGAUCAAGACGACCGCGCCAAAGAAGUAUGUUGUCCGCCCUAGCUCUGGCGUUGUGGAGCCGCGGUCAAACCAGAGCGUGCAGGUCAUUAUGCAGGCCCAGAAGGAGUACGCCCCCGAGUUCGCAAACUGCAAGGACAAGUUCAUGGUACAGACCACCGUGCUUGGGGAGACCGAACAGAUUGAAAAGGACACGUUCAACAAGGACGUGCGCAAGGACCUGAAGGAGUACCGACUCCGUGUCACCAUUGAGGGCCCCGCAGCGCCCCCCUCGCCGGUGCCGGAGGCCAACGAGGCGGACGACGAGGCUGUGGCGCGGUCGGCGGCGCCUACGGCUGCUGCCACCUCCGUGUCUGAGGUCCCCUCUGUUGCCGGGGACAGCACCACGGAUGUCCGCCUGCGCACAACGCUGGACAGCCUCACUGCCGCCACCUCGGAGAACCAGCAGCUCAAAGGACAGGUGGAGCGGCUGCAGCGCGAGCGGGACGAUCUGCGGCGGCAGCUGGACACCAUUCAGCUGUCGGGCGCCAAGGUGCCCGUGGGCGGUGCCGUCAAGCCGGCGGCGAAGCCCUCGAGCGCGCUCACGCUGGUGUACGUGCUGCUCGCAGCCAUCCUGUCCUUCAUCCUGGGGCACUAUGUGCGCAUCUAAGCGGCUCAGCGUGUGGCACAGCAGCGGCGACAAGAAGAGCGGAUGCGGGACACAUGUUGUCAACAGAGGCAGCCGUUGCUCACGGCAUACAGCAGGAGAGGCACGGGAGCAUUGGUAGGUGUGGCAUGCGGCGCACUGAAGAUUGAGGUCCCAACCAUGACUGCGGGAGUUUACCGGGCCUGACGGCCAGGAACGCGUGUCCAUAACUUAAUUUAGGAUAGGGCUUUCGCUUUUGUGCUCUGGACAAGGCGUUCACGGUACUUGCGGGGCUGCUGAGUGCAGCCGCCUCUGCGUUUGUGGGUGAAGGCUAUAGCAGACCCCGUCAACUGCGUGUUGACGCAUGGGUGAACAAUGUUAAGAAGCUCAGAGCGAGAUUGUGGGGCACGUGUGUGUUUGAAAGGGAAAGGGCGCGGCCGUGUGCGAGGAGGGCAGGAGCCUCGGACUUCUGGACAAUGGUCACGGACUGAGGAAGAAGGGAUGCGGGCCUCGGCAUUCGAGAUAUCUAAUUAGGUAGAUAUUGGGUGCACGUGCAUGGGAGGGCGUGGGGAAAGCUCGGGACAGCGUUUCAUGAGAACUACUUGCGCUGACGAGUAGUCACAGGGCCAGGCGUCGGUUUGGACUGAAGCGUCGAUGAAGAAGGUGCUCAAGCGCAGGUGGUGAAUGCCUGACGCAUGUAUUGCGACGAUGCGCCCGGCUGAAUGCGGGUGCAAAUAACGCCAAGGUUAAGGGCUGGCUGGUCAGUCUGCAAUCUAUAUGUUUAACCCGGCAGCACAU
Molecule: messenger RNA, 1696 nt
Organism: Chlamydomonas reinhardtii
Lineage: Eukaryota; Viridiplantae; Chlorophyta; Chlorophyceae; Chlamydomonadales; Chlamydomonadaceae
Exons: 2
Coding region: 149-922 (257 amino acids)
Biological process (GO): endoplasmic reticulum membrane organization
Cellular component (GO): plasma membrane; endoplasmic reticulum membrane
Source: RefSeq, a predicted model, not a curated record